Molecule: messenger RNA, 477 nt
Organism: Ectocarpus sp. CCAP 1310/34
Lineage: Eukaryota; Phaeophyceae; Ectocarpales; Ectocarpaceae
Source: the annotation of a GenBank genome assembly
AUGCCGAACGAAGACGAGCUGAAGGAGAUCAUGAAAACCUACGACGAGGUUGGAAUGACGGGCGCCAUGGGAUCGAUGGAUGGGACGCAUCUUCAGUGGACGGUGUGUCCUUAUUCGGAACGCUCGUCGCACGUUGGCAAGGAAGGCUACGCUACCCUCGUGUACAAUGUUGCCGUCAGCCACGACAUGCGUGUUUUGUCGUGUACGCGGGGCUUCCCCGGCGCCCAGAACGACAAGACCAUCGUCAAGUUCGACAAGUUCGCGACGGAGGUUCGAAACGGCUGGUACAAGGACGUAGAGUACACUCUGAAGGGCGAGGACGGAGGGGACAUCAAAGAGACAGGGCCAUGGUUGAUCGUGGACGGCGGAUAUCACAACGUGAGCGGACUCGUGUUCCACCGAAUUUGUAGUGCGGAUUGUCUUUAUUUGCACCCGGCGCGCGCCAAGUUUGGUGUUCCGUUUACAAGCAUUACGUAG